AUGGAGAGGAAUCGCAGCUUACUGGAGGUGAAACCAUUUCACUAUGACGUGAUCAUCAAUGUGGGAAAAGUAAUUCUUGGGGAACAGAAGAGAAAUAAGCUGCAGAAAGAUCAGAGAUAUCAAGAGAAGGUGAAAGUUAAACAGGCUGCAUGUGCCUUGCUGAAUUCAGGAGGAGGAAUGAUUGAGAUAGAAAUGGCAAAUGAGGAAGAACAUUCCAUCGAGAUGGGAUGUGAUUUAGAAGAGGCUUUGCGAGAGCUUAUUGAAUCUCGGGAUUUCCACUCUUUCUUUGAAACUAAGCAACAAAGCGGGUAUUUUUACAUUUUUGUGAAAUCUUGGAGUAGUGGCCCUUUCUCUAGAGACAGUUCCCUCAUGCCCCGAAUUUGCAGCCUGAGUUCUUCCUUAUACUAUAGAUCUGAAACUUCUGUGAAAUUAAUGAAUUCAGAAAAAGCAUUUCGUUUCCUGAAUGAAAAGAAAAGCAAUGCGACUGAGAUGAGUGGAAAUUGCCCACCGAGGAAAAAUCCCAGAUAUGAAGACUCUGAAUUAGAUUCUCCUAAUAAAGUUUUUCAAAGAGACAGAUUUGAAUAUGGUGAAAUUCUGCCAUUUCCUGAGUCUCGAUAUGUAGAGUUUAAACAAUUCUCUACGAAGAACAUUGAAAAGUACUUAAAAUGCACAAUUUCAGAGUAUAUACCUGCAUUUGCAAAUGAAAAAGGAGGCUAUCUUUUUAUCGGAGUGGAUGAUAAAAGUAAGGAGGUCCUGGGAUGUCCGAAAGAGAAUGUUAAUAUUGACAAAUUAAGUGGCAUAAUAGAAGAAUCAAUUUCCAAGUUGCAUACUUAUCAUUUUUGUGAUUCCCGACCAAUGGCAGUGGAUUAUGAGUCCAAGAUUAUAAACGUGUUUAAGAAUGGAAUUUUGCAUAGUUUUCUCUGCAUAAUCCAAGUGAAAGCAUUCUGCUGUGCAGUGUUCUCUGGAAAUCCCAGUUCAUGGAUAGUGAAGGACAAUGAAGUCUGCAGCCUGACAUCUGAGAAAUGGGUACAAAUGAUGAUGGGGGACACAAAUCCAGAGCUGUCUGAAGACUUUGAAUCUCAAUUGAAUAUCUCUGAAAGCUCUCCAAGUUGCAGACCAGUGUAUACUAAGAAAGGCUUGAAACAUAAAAAGGAUCUACAACAACAAUUAUUUCCAGUAAAACCAGGUUCUCUGUUGCUUACUCCAACAUCCCUCUGGACAGAGCUAUGCUCAGAACAUGAAGGACUGCAAGAAUUAAUGAAUAAUCAACUACAUCCUUUCUUCCAGGGAGUUUUAAUUCUUUCUAGAAGCUGGGCUGUGGACUUGAGCUUAAAAGAAAACAAAAGAGUCCUCUGUGAUGCCCUGCUGAUAGCACAGAACAGUCCCCCUAUUCUCUACACUAUUCUGGGAGAACAGGAUGCAGAUGGAUGGUUCUACUGCACCAAAACUGCCUUCACUUUGAAACAGAAGCUGGUGAACAUGGGGGGCUACACUAAGAGGCUAAUUGUCAUACCCAAACUCCUCCAUCUGUGUCCUGAGAGCAAUGUCCAGUCCUUGAGGUGCUUGAGUUCUUCAAUUGAUUAUCCCAAGUCCUAUAAUCUUGUAGACACCUGUCAAAUGGAAGCACUAUUACAAUCUCUCGUGGUUGUCAUGCUUGGCUUCAGAUCUUUCUUGAGUGACCAGCUCGGUUGUGAAGUUUUAAAUCUUCUCACCCUCCAACAAUAUGAGCUCAUCUCAAAAAACCUUCGUAAGCACAGAGAAUUGUUUAUCCAUGGCUUUCCUGGCACAGGAAAGACAAUCAUAGCCUUGAAGAUCAUUGAGAAGAUCAGAAAUGUGUUUCACUGUGAGACAAAUGACAUUCUCUAUGUUUGUGAAAAUCAACCUCUGAGAAACUUUGUUGGUAACAAAAAGAUCUGCCGUGCAGAGACACGGAAAAAAUUCAUGAAUGAUGACUAUGAAAAUAUUCAACACAUCAUUAUGGAUGAAGCUCAGAAUUUUCGCACUGAAGAUGGAGACUGGUAUGCAAAAGCAAAAGCCAUAACUCAGAAGAAUAAGAACUGCCCAGGAAUUCUCUGGAUCUUUCUAGACUACUUUCAAACUAGUCAUACAGAAGACAGUGGCCUCCCUAAUUUCUUAGUCCAGAAUUCAAAAGAAGAACUCACCAAGGUGGUUCGCAAUUCCGAUCAAGUAGCCAAAUUCCUACAAAAGGAAAUUGAUAGAGUCAGGAGAAAACCUCCAGAUAACAUUCCCCUGGGAUCCUUAGAGAUGUUACAUGAAGUUGAAUGGGUUCAAGGUGUGCAGGGAACUCUAACAACUGAAACAAACUUGACCUUGAAGGGUACAGUGGACUAUGUGGCACAAACUUGCAAGAGUCUUUUUGAAAGGGGCUACUCUGCCAAGGAUGUUGCUGUUCUUCUUAGCACCACAAAAGAUUUGGAUUUUUUCUACAGAAAACUGAGGAUGAAAAUGAGGAUGCUGAUUGGUAAUGCCUCUAACCUACAGAAUGAUCAUAUUGUGUUGGACAGUGUCCGUCGAUUCUCAGGCCUGGAAAGGACCAUUGUGUUUGGGAUCCACCCACAUACAGCUGACCCAACCAUCUUAGGAAACUUUCUAGUUUGUCUGGCAUCCAGAGCAAAUAAACAUCUAUAUAUCCUGUGGCACAAUGUCCAAUGUCCAUUUUGA
Messenger RNA from Suncus etruscus (white-toothed pygmy shrew), 2682 nucleotides. It is a transcript of the gene SLFN11, whose product is annotated as schlafen family member 11. The transcript is spliced from 4 exons. Bases 1 to 2682 code for a protein of 893 amino acids. Gene Ontology annotation, molecular function: tRNA binding. NCBI's taxonomy places the organism in Eukaryota, Metazoa, Chordata, Mammalia, Eulipotyphla, Soricidae. The record is from RefSeq and is a predicted model, not a curated record. Gene Ontology annotation, biological process: defense response to virus.